Messenger RNA from Leptopilina boulardi, 13486 nucleotides. Its product is annotated as ELAV-like protein 3. Lineage: Eukaryota; Metazoa; Arthropoda; Insecta; Hymenoptera; Figitidae. Gene Ontology annotation, molecular function: RNA binding. The transcript is spliced from 8 exons. The record is from RefSeq and is a predicted model, not a curated record. The coding region runs from base 587 to 1699 and encodes 370 amino acids. Gene Ontology annotation, cellular component: ribonucleoprotein complex.
ACGUCUUUUCCGCUCAGUCUCUGGCCAGUCGUCGUGUUUGUAGCGUCGUUCUUUUAUUUCCUUUUAGUAUUUAGUCGUCGCUUUCUUUCACAUUGUUCGUGUUCGCGUUUCUUAACUCCUUAACUCUUUUUAUAAUUCCGACGAGAAGAAACUUCGAAAAAAACACGAAGGCGUCUGCUUUGAGACAUUUUAUUUAACCUAUGAAACAUCAAGGAAGAAUGGAUUAUUUUGGAACCCGGUGAAUCGUCAUAAUAAUUACGUAUAUAUAUGUGCAACGGUAAAUAAUUCGAUUAAUAAACAAAUUUAUCUGUUUCGACGAAAUAAAUGCUGGUCCGCGACAACAGUUUUUCUUUUAUUGAUUUAUCGUUUCGUUUCGGGCGACGGUGCAGUGAGCACAGAGCGUGAUAUACUAAAGUAGUCUUAGAAGCAAAUUAUACGCUUAUAAAGAAGCUCUUGAGGGUUCACCAGUACUUUUUACUUAAAAAAAAAAAGUGUUGAGCUUCAUCGGCUGUGGUUUUUCUCCAUUCGAGAAAGAAAUUAUAAAAGAUUUCGUACGUAGUUAGGUGACGUAUUAGAAGAGUGUGCAAUGAUGGCAAACGGAAUGGACACAGUACAACAAAAUGGGGGCUCGACCCUUGGCCAAACUUCACAGGAGGAAUCCAAGACAAAUUUGAUUGUAAAUUACUUGCCGCAGACAAUGACCCAGGAGGAAAUCCGGUCACUGUUCUCCAGUAUCGGCGAAGUUGAAAGCUGCAAACUCAUCAGAGAUAAACUCACUGGUCAAAGCUUAGGCUAUGGAUUUGUUAAUUACCAUCGGCCGGAAGACGCUGAUAAGGCCAUCAACACACUCAAUGGUCUUCGUCUGCAAAAUAAAACGAUCAAGGUAUCGUAUGCAAGACCAAGCAGCGAAGCGAUAAAGGGAGCAAAUUUAUAUGUGAGCGGCUUGCCAAAAAAUAUGGCACAACAAGAUCUUGAGAAUCUUUUCAGUCCUUAUGGAAGAAUUAUUACGUCUCGAAUCCUUUGUGACAACAUCACUGUACGACAGUUUGUGACUGGCGGCGGAGACAAUUUGCCCGAUAUUUGUUUGUCGGAUUUGGCAGGUCUGUCAAAAGGCGUUGGAUUCAUAAGAUUCGAUCAACGUGUGGAGGCUGAGCGCGCGAUACAAGAGCUUAAUGGGACCAUUCCCAAGGGUUCAUCGGAACCAAUUACGGUUAAAUUUGCCAACAAUCCAAGCAACAACAACAAGGCAAUCCCGCCAUUGGCAGCCUAUUUGACACCACAGGCAACUCGUCGUUUUGGCGGUCCAAUUCACCAUCCAACCGGCCGCUUCAGCACUGGCAAGGCCAUUCUUGCCAUUAACAAAGGCUUACAGAGGUACAGUCCGCUGGCAGGAGACCUUCUUGCAAAUUCAAUGCUGCCCGGAAAUGCGAUGAAUGGUUCAGGCUGGUGUAUCUUCGUCUACAAUUUGGCGCCUGAAACUGAGGAGAAUGUUCUUUGGCAAUUGUUUGGUCCAUUUGGAGCUGUACAAUCAGUGAAGGUGAUUCGCGAUCUACAAACGAAUAAAUGCAAGGGCUUUGGUUUCGUGACGAUGACCAAUUAUGAGGAAGCCGUUGUUGCAAUUCAAAGUCUCAAUGGUUACACCCUUGGCAAUCGGGUACUUCAAGUCAGCUUCAAGACAAACAAGAGCAAAGCUGCGUAGGACGAGCAAGUAAUAGCCUUCCAUCAGCAACAGCAGCAGCAGCAACACUACCAUCAUCACAAUCAUCAUCAUAAUCGACUAUUGCCAGCAUCCCUGCAGUUGCCGCCAAUUCCACCGCCAAUGCCACCACAAAUUCCACCAGCUCAUUUAUUUGCCAAAAGGAACAAUCAAGUGAGCAGCAUUAGCAAUGUCAUCCUCCAAACCGCCAAACAAUUUAAAUUAAGUCGUCAAUUGCUCCCACAACGACUUCAACAUCAUCCACCUUGUCCUCCACCACCUCCUCCUCAUUUUAAUCAUCUUCAUCACAAUCAUCAUCAUCAUCAUCCCUCUCCCUGGAUUGCUGGCCAUUCAUUACCCCGUUGGCCAUUCCAAGAACGUUUCAAGCCAAAACAACAACAACAGCCAUCGUCCUUUAUCAAUAAUAAGGACAAAACGGCCACGGCCACAACGAAAAAGAUUCAAAAAGAUAAAGCGUAAAAAAAAAUUAAAUUCUAGAGCUCUUGCUGCUUGUUGGUCAGAUAUCUUGUUACAUGUCCACUUGCACAGCUCCAAGAUCUUCUCUUAGAAAAAAAAAGCAUGGAGGAAAAAAUACAAAUGUGCUGACAAAAAUGUGUGGAUAAAAAAAAGAGAGAAGAGUAGCGCACAGAGGGAGGAUCCUGGCGUUUCGAUUUGACUGUGUCCCCGAGGAGGGAACUUCUCGCGAAACCAAAGUCACAAAAAGCGAAUGAAUGAUGAAAAGCUAAAAAAAAAAGAAAAGAAAACAGAGUCGAAGGAGAAUCGAUUUAAAUCAAGAUAUUGUAACACAGUAUGAAUGUAAAUGUAUGAAAGUGACAGAGAGAAAAAAUAGUCGAGAGAAUGUAAUGUUCUAAGUAUUAAUGUAUUUAAAAAAAAAAAAAAAAAAAAUGAGAGAAAAUGAUGCGGUCUCCAAUGAUCUUUGAAACGAUCAAGACUUGGAAAAAAAAACUUGUACUUGUAAUUAAUUAAUGGUGCAAGUUUUUUUUUUUUUUUUUUUUUUUUCUUUUGCGAUUAUGCGGGGGGUGGGAUAGUGAGAAAGAGAGCGAGAUCGGGUCCAUUACCGAUUUUUCGUAAUAGUUUCUCAAAUUUUUUUUUCGGGGCUGUAUCGAUGCAGGUAUUACUAAGUCAAAAAAAAAAAAAUCUAGAUUGUAGGGGCACACGCGACGUUAAAUCGACAGUUAGCUGAGACUCGGAGCAGGACUCGCACGGAAGACUUUCAUUUUUUUUUUAAUUAAAAAAAAAAAUUUAGACAGGCAGCUCUUUACCAAAGUUUGAAGAAGAAAAAGAAAGAGAGAGAGAGAGAUAGCUUCUUAGAAUCAUAGAUUGCGAGAAAAAAAAAAAAAAAAAAUAGGUAAAAGAAAAAUAAAGUACAUUAAGAUGUGGCGUGUACUUAAAUUUAAAUUAAAUACGCGCAAUUUUUUGCCAUUAAAUUCUAGUUUUGCAAUUAAUUGCAUAAUUAGAUUUCAAAUUGCGUAAUUAAUUAAUAAAAUAAACGUUUUACCGAGGGAUUAUGUAGCUAGGCCUCCUCCCCCCCAACUAGUCAGAAAAAUGAAACUCGACAGUUUUAUUAAUUAUUACGAUGAGUUUUAAUUACUUAAUGAUAAAUUAAUUAUAAAUGACUAUCAUCAUUAUUAGAAUUAUAUACUCUUACAAUCAAUUUCCGUUGUUUGUGCUGAUUUUUUUUGUAAAUUUUCUUUUAGCGUGUAAAAAAAUGGACAUUUUUUUUGGAGAAUUUUUUUUUUUUUCACAAAAAAAUGUUCAACAAGUGUAGAAAUUUUUUUUUUUUGAAAGAAAAAAAAAUGUCCACUCUUGCGAGUAGCUAAUUUUAGUGACUAGAUUAUAUAGAGGCUUAUGUUCUUUUCUUUUUUUUUUUUUGUUUUGUUUCGUUUUAAAAGUAGAAGCUCACCAGUCUCCGUCUAGUCCUCGUGCAAAUUGAUAUAUAUGCACGACUGUGUAUUCGAUCUCUUGUCGCGUCGCAAUUAAUGACGAUAGAUUUUAGGAUUAUGCAUCGAUUAGAUGCGCGAUUAAUUAAUUUUUUUUUUUGAGGGUAGUAUGUAGAAAGUAAAUUUAAGGCGCGAGAGGACAGUAAAAGAAAAAAAUCGUGACAAUUCUUUUUUUUAAGUCUUGAACCUCUGGAAAAAAAGUCUUAGAGUUCUCUUUACAUUUCAUAUUAUACAUAUUAUAUAUACAUAUAUAUAUAUAUACAAAAUUUCCGAUCCGAAUAUAUUUCGGAUUUUGUUUUUCAUUUGAAAACAAACAAUCAAUUUUACACGACAGAAAUUUUUUCUAGGGAUUUAAAAAUAAAUUUUAUAUUUGACUUUAAAAAAAAAAAAAAAAAAAAAAAAAAUGAAUAGAAUUUUAAUAAUAUAUUAUUCUUAUACUGAAUAAUGAAUGUUAAAUUUAAAAUUAAUUUUUAAUAAUUAAUUUUUGAUGAAUAAUGAAAUUAUAAAUUCCUGGAAAAAAAAUUUAUCUGCCUGUAUAACAAAUCUAUUUUCUAGUUUUUAAAUGAAAAAUCGGAUUUUUAUCAAUUUCACAGAUCUCUCUGCAAUCGGGCUCCGGGAUUUAUUUGCAAAACAAAAAUAUUUGCAAUAAAAGAUUUUUUUUUCAUAUAUAUAUAUAUAUAAUAUAUAAUCGACGGAUCCCGAAUGCGAGCACAUUCAGAAUUUUUCCCAGAAAAAAAAAAAAAAAUAAGAAUAUAUUUAUUAUAAUAUAUGCAUAUAUAAUUUAUAUGUGUAUACUAUCAGUGCUUUCAAAUAAACCGGGACAAAACUGUACUAUUUGAUUCAUAAAAGUUUUGACAAAAGGGCGACUUAUUCUCUUAUUAUUAUUAUUCUAUUAUUAUUAUACAUGUUUGAUUACGCGAUAUACGAUGUAUUCUUAAUUAUUAUGCGUAACUUGUGUCUAGUCUGAUGAGGGGGAGAAGGGGAGUUGUAACUCAAAAUCUAAAAACAAUUAAAUUUUUUUCUGCAUAGAGAUCAUCAACUCUUCCCUUCGCCUCCCAAUCCAAUUCCAGUAAUCGAUUUUUCUAAGACUUGAUUUUAUUUAUUUAACGCCUUUACACGUAGCUACUUUAUUAUUAUUAUUCUUAUUAUUAUUAUUGAUGUCGUCGCGUGAUCGUGUGUUAAUUAUUAUUUUUUUUUUCGUACCAAGUGACGAUUCUCACUCGAAACGCAAGCCGAACAGUGAAACGUAUCGUCGAGCAAGAGCGAUACUUAAAAUGAAAAAAAAAGACUCAAGUGCAAAUCAGAAAUAUUUAUGUUGUGUGUUUGCGUAAUUGGAAACAAAAAAGAAAAAUUCGUAAGCUCGAGUUCGUUACACCGCGGCGACCGUCAUUUAUUCUGAUUAUUGUCACUGCUAUUUGGAUAUUUUUACCGACUAGGAGAAUUUACAAUAUAUAUAUUUAUGAUGAUCAAAUAUCGCCUUCGAGUUGAUAUCCGGAAACAAUUAAUUGGUAGCAAUAUGCAGUUCUAAUUAUUUAUCUAACAAUUUACAAAUUUACUCAUUUAAAAAAGAUUAAAAAAAAAAAAAAACUAAUACUUUCUACUACUACUUACUACUACUACUACUUUACAAACUACUACUACUACUGUCGCUACUACUACCAACUAUUUAUUUAUUUAUUUAAUUAUUAUUAUAUAACAUAACAGAAAUUAUGUUUUAUUUAAGGAUUAAACUGAUUUGUGUUUGGUUCGAAAAAUUGUUUGUUUUAUUUCGAUUAUUUCAGUUAAGCCUCACCCUUAUCCUCCAAGUUCUUCCUAACUGACUCCAAAAAACUAAUUUAAUUUAAUUUUUUUUUUAGGGGAUGGAUUUUUUUUUUUUUUUUAAAUAACCUACCUCCAUCUCUUAGACUAAUACUUCUUUAUUUUUAGCUAUUUAAAUAAUCAUGUGACGUUCAUUUUAAAUGUUUUAACUUAAUUAAUUUUGAUAUUAGUUAUUAAUACUAAAAGAAAUUAAUUUAGGGAGAAAUAUAAAUAAAUUUAUAAUUUCAAUCAAUUUUUUCCCAAAAAAUUAAUUUCUUUAAGUGUAUUUUAGUUUUAAUUUAUUUAAUAAUAUUAGCUUCAAUAUUUUACUACUCGAACUAUUUUUUUUUCAUUAAAAAAAAUAACUUUUUUUUUAAGAAAACGAACAGUUUUAUUCUUCUGCAAAAAAAAAAAAAAAAAAUGGCACGUAGUCCCUCGGCAAAAAUUUUUAUAGAUUAAUAAUUUUUUUUUUUUCAUUUUCAAGGAUAUUUUAAAGGAAAUCCAGUGAGGAAAAUAAACGCACAGGAAUGCAAGCAGCGCACAAAAAUAAGAAUGGAGAAAUUUUAAUUGAGAUUAAAAGAAAAAAAAACGUGCGAGUCCUAUGCCACGAUUUUCGACCCAACUCGCUCGCAGCAAUGAUCUCACGUAUAAACAAAUUAUUAAGACAAAAAAAAAAAGGAGCCACGCUAGUCUACUCAACCGUAAUAUAUUCCAUAUGAUUAUUACGUUUAGAUAAACAUUUAUGUGUAUUGUAUUUAUGUCUCAAUAAUCGUUCUUAGUUAAAAAAAAAACCAAAAAAAUGAAAAAAAAAAGAAAAAAAUGAAAAAAACCGCGACGAUGAUGUUUAAUAAAAAAUUUGAAUUAAAAAAAAAGUGAUUCUCAAAAAGUGGCGACUGAUAAAAAAAAAUAUAAUUUCAAUGCGAUGGGGAAAAUUUUUGUUUAAUAUAAAAAAUUUUCCAGAUCGUGGAUAUUUUUCCAAAUAUUUAUUAUAUAUAUAUAUAAAUAGGAAAAGGGAAUUUCAUGAGCCACGCGCUUUUAUCAGAAGCUUAUUUACGUCUUAAUAAUAAAAAAAAAAAAAAAGUAGUACGAUAUUAUAUUUAAUUAUCACGUAUUUAUAUUAUAAUCACUAGUCGCAUUGUAUUGUAUUAAACUUAGGUAACUCGUACUACUUGCAACUCGUCGCUAGAAUUCAUUCGCAAAAACUUAUAAUAGGUUUUUGCGAAAUAUUUUACUGUUGUCACCGCGUAAUACUUCAUUAUUCUAUUUAUUAUUAUAUAAUUAUAUUCAAUUUAUAUAUUAUUACUAUAUAUUUAUUAUUAUUAUUAUCAACUAUAAUUACCGAUAUUUAAUUGAUAUUCUUCAUAUUAUAAAUUAUAUUUAUCAUUAUUAUAUAGUCGAUUUAUCAAAAAUAAUACGAUCCCAAUAUGAAAAAUCGACAGAAAAAAAAAAUGCAAAAACAAAUCUACGGUUCACGGUUACGAUAAUAUUCAUUAUUGUAUAUUUAUUGAAUUUAUGACUGGCGCAGAGUGCAGGAUACGAGAGCAAUGAAAAAAAAAAGGGGAAACAUUUAUAAUUAUUUCCCAUAUUUUUUUUUAAAACAGAAAUUUUUGGAGGGAAAACAAAAUCAUAAUUAAAAAUAGUUUAAUGAUAAAUUUAACAAAAUUCUUAUAAAAUCUCAUUUUAUGGGAAAUUUGCUGAAUUUUCAAAAAUUAAUAAUAGCCAAAAAAAAAAGAAAAGAAAAAUUGCAAAGAUUUUUGUAAAAAAAAAAAAUUGGGAAAAAAAAUUGUCGAUUUUCCCUCUUUUCUAUCUUAACAAGGUGAAAUUCGAUGGAAACUUUAUAGAAUGAGAAUAGCAAAAAGAGUGAGAUAGACACCGUAUAGUGUUGUAGAUAUAAUAAAAAAAAAAAAUAAAUAAUAAAUUUGAAAACGAGCUCGAUGCCAAUUAAUCGUUGGAUUUUUCAUUUAAAACUUAUAGCUUUAUGUAAUCGUGGGAACUCAAAGUGGUGCUGUAGACAGAAAUAUUAUUUUUCCCCCGACUCACAACACGAAACAUGGAAAAUCCAACGAUUAUUAAAUUUUCUUUUCUCCCUUUAAAAAAAAAAAUAUUUAUACCUUAAUAAUAAUUACACGGUUGAGAAAAAAAAAUAAAUUGGCAUCGUAGCUUUCGUGAAAGAGAUUUUUUUUUCGAUACGGCCCCCAUAUCGUUGAUUAUUAAUGCGUGCACAAAAAAAAGAAAUAAAUAAAAUAAAACAAAGAAAUUCGAUAAAAUGGAACAAGGAGAAAAAUAAAAUAGAAUUUUAAAGAACUGCGGAAAAAUCCGAAAAUAGGAACUGAAAAAUGAUAAUUAGGUAUUAAAAAAUAUUUUCUAAAUCUGAAUUAGUAGGAAAUUAUCUAAUAAUGUGAUAAGUUGACAAAAAAAAUAACUAAUUGUUAAUAAAAAAAAAGAUUAGUUAAUUUUCAACUGAAAUUUCAAUUCGAAAAUUAGAAUAUUUUUCAACUAAUUCAGUUAUUAGAGAGAAUAAGAGCGGAAAUUAUGAUAAAAAAAAAAAAAAAUUGUGAAAUAGAGAAAGACGGGAAAAAAACGAGAAAUAUAAAAUAAAGAAAGAAAGCUGUGAACUAAAAAUAGAAAUUAAGCGAAAAAAAAAAAUUUUUAAUUGAAGAAGGAAACGAAAAGAAAUUAAAUUGGUAAAAUAAGAAAAUCAAAACGAAGAGAUGAAAAACGAAAUCGAAAGAAAAAAAAAUAAAAUUUAAGAAAGUAAAUAGAAAAGAAAGAUAUAAAAAUUCAAGGAAGAGCCGAAAUCGGAAGAAAAAACGAAACCAAAAUCGAAAAAAAAUAAUGAAAUAAAAAAAUCGAAGGAACGAAACGAAAAGUGAAAACAAAAUUGGCUGAAGGAAAGCGGAGAGAAAAGGAAAAAAAAAUGAAAGGAUAGACUUGUACUCUAGCACAAGACGUCCGGUCGUGGAUUAAUUAAGUAACAAAAAAAAAAAAAACAGCAUAGCAGCUCUAGCUCACCGUAGGCCUAACUAAAAAGUAUUUAUGUACUAUCUAUUAACUAAUUGAAGCGUCACGGGACAGGAGCUUCGAAAUGAAGAAAACGAGCGAGAAUGAAUGAACGAGAGACUGAAAAAAAGGAUGAACGAAUAACGAGAGAAUGUCUUCGAGAAAGUUGAUUAAAAAAAAAAGAAAAUAAUAAUCCGGGGGGUCAGAAGACUAAUUUAGGUACCAGAAAUUACUCCGAUGCGAGCCACAACGAUCGACCGAAACUGAGAUUUUAAAAAAAAUAAACUAGUAAUACUCCUUUUUGAAAAGAAAAAAGUUAUGGCCAGUGAAAGAAAAUAAAUGAGAGAACGAAAAAAAGAAAGAAAAAAAAAAUAAAGAGCUUUGAGGAGAGAUAAUCUAUAAUCUUCUGUACAUGUUUUCAUUAUAUUCUAAUGAUUAAUUAUCAUACGUAUAAUAACUAUGGAUUAAUUAAUGAAUUAAUUACUUAAAUUGAUAUCUAUGAAAAAGUAACUUAAACGCGAAAAAAAAGUGGUAGCUAGUCUGUCAAUGGGUGUAUAAAUAUUUAAUUAAACAAUAUUCAUAGGCGAUACGUGAUUACAGAGACGCGACACGAUUAAAAAAAAAAAAAAUACAUAUUUCAAUUAAACAAAAAAACAAAAAAAAACGAACGUGGGAGGGGUAUUAGUAUAGUUUCGGUGGUUUUUUGAAAUACGGUCACAUUUGAAAUUCCGAAUUUCGGUUUCAUAUUUAGAAUAAUCUUGAAUGAAGUGCGGUGGCAGGAUGCGGAACCGGGAACAAAUUCCUGGUAGCGAGAUUAAAAAAAAAAAAAAAGAAAAAUAUGAAAAAUAGAAUUUGAGAUUUUUAUUCGCGAGGUCUUGAGAAUCUUAACGAUUGGACCAAGAUUUUUAAAGGUCUUUCAAAUGUUAUAGUCAACCUGUAAAUAUUUGCCCAUUUGUUCUAAGCCAAGACGCAUUUUCAACAAAAAAAAAAAAAAAAUGGGCUUUUUGCAAAAAAAGAAAAAAACAAAUAAAGAAAAAAAAGACUUAAACCACCGUUCUUUCACGGAGAGCUCACCGAGAUCGUUAAAAGUAUUAUAUUAUAUAAUCACAUUCAGAAUUAAUCACUUUAAAAAAAAAAAUAUUUGUUUCUCUAGUCUAGCUAAUUAGCAAAAAUUUUCUUGAUUGUUAAAAAAUUUGCAAAAUAUUCUCGAAAAUUUUGAAAAACAAAAAAAUUUGCCAGACUAGCUUUUUUAAAAAAAAGUUCACAAAAGCGAUUAAUUCUGAAAAUAAUAGGCCGUUUUUCUUUUCUGUACAAAAUACAAGAAGUGAAAGAAGUGGCAAAUGUUUCGAUACAUUCCGUAUUUAAGGGGACAUACUUUUGGUCAAGGUGUCGCAAGUUUUUUACUCAAAAAAAAGGAAACUCCUCUAUUCCCUUUUUUUCAAAAAAAAAAAAAAAAAAACGGAAUUUUUUUUGAGAUGAGUCUCCAAGUUUAUGACACCCUGUCAACAAAAGUUACAAAAAAAAAAAAUGGAUCAAGUUUAGAUCUAUAAAAAAAAUUUAAAAAAAAAAAAAAAAAAAAAAAAAAAAAAAUUGGGGGUUUUUUAUAAACCAGGGCAAUGAAAAUAGAAAUUAUCAGGACCGAAGUUACAAAAGCUGAACUAGAUUUUGUAAUAAAAAAAAAAAAAAAAAGUCGUUAGAAAAGAGAGAAAUAAACGGUCGUAAAAGUAACAAUAAAAAAUAAAACAAUAUCGACUGAAUUGCGUAAGGGACAAAGUACUGUGAAACAAAAAGAAGUAAAACAUAUUAUACGGUUGCAAAGAAGUAGUGUAUUUUGUGAUGGGUUUAUAUGUAAUAAUAGGCGAUAUUGUAGAAUAACGAUAACGACUUAAUAUUGACCAUUGUAGCGACUAUGGUAAGUAAGAGGAACGAAAUUACGAAUAUGUAAAGAUUAUAUUUAAAAAAAAAUAAGACUCGCGCGCCCUUCUAGAAAUUUUCGAGAAAAACUUCCCUCGGAUUUUUCUCGUUUGCGGGCAAAGUCUCGAAUAUCAAAAAACAAAAAAAAAUGGGAGAAACUUACGAGUUCUUUCGAUAAUAUACGUACAGUCCAGAGCUGCGUCUUUACUUUAAAAAAAAAAAUUUUUCUUAAUCGACUUUUUUUUAGAAAUGUCUAAUUCUUGAUGCACAUUAACUUUUAUUCUAUUUGAAUUUGUUUCGUAAACUAGAUAGUCAAGCGUGCUUCCAGUACUUUUUUUAAAAAAAAAAAAACGAUUCUUUGCAAGCACUUGAAAAAUUUCAGUAUUUAUAUCGAGAUCCUCAAUCGGGUCAAUAAUUUGCUUCCUUAAAUAUCACUCCCAUUUCUGCAAAAAAAAAAAAAGAAAGAGAAAAAUAACUUUUUUCAAAUUAAAAGGAAAAAUAAAAUUUUUUUUGUAAAGUGGGAGUGAGGGCCAGUCACUGGAAUAAAAAAAAAAAAAAAGUUCUUCCUCCAUCCGAUCUGCUACUUGGUCAGGUUUUGCACAAACUAAUAAAUAUUGUACGACAAGUGUGAUAUAUAAAAUAACUUGUAACUGAUUUUCCAUAUUUCGCCAAGCGGAAAAAAAAUAUAAGAGCGUAUAGGAGCAUAUAUAGAGGGUUUUUGGGAAGGGUAGCGAAUGUACAGUAAUUACUAGAAAAAAAAACAAUGAAAAGAAAAAAAAGAUCGUCCAAAAACUAAAUCUAAAAAAAAAAAAAUUUUUUUGCUAUUGCAAAAAGAAAAUUUAAAUUUGACGCUAUACGUCAGAUUCAUUUAAAAAAAAAAAAAAAAAAAAAAACUACCGACAAUCCACCCCGGAACUUCAUUUUAAAAAUGAAGUAAUUAUUCUAAUCGUUAAGGAUUAGGGCUACCCAGAAAAAAGUUGAAAAAAAAAUUUUUUAGAGAUAAAUUUCCUAUUAGGUUUUUCAAAAACAAAUAAAUAUUUAUUUGCCUCAAAUAAAUUUUAUUUGAUCCUAAUAGAUUUUUUUCUCGCAAUUACAAUUGAGAGAUCCAUAAUAUAUGAUAAAUUUUGAAAAAAAAAGGUUUCGCGUCCCGCCUAUAGGAAUUGUAAGAUUUUUUGAGGAUCCUCGAUUCAGAACAAAAAAAAAAAAUUGAGUUUCUGGAUUUGCUUGGAAAUAUAGAGGCCGAAACUAUAGAAGAACUCGUGCAAUUUCAUGAUAAAUGAAUAAUUAAUACCUAUUUCACUGUAAUCGUUGUUCGCUGAGCCGACGUCACACAAAACUCCAAAAUUUCUUGACACAAUACACGAAAAAAAAAUAAACAGACUGAAUGGCGAACAAAUCCGUCGUUGAAAAAAUUCUUUUUCCAGUUUUCUCGAAAACAUCAGGGUUCCAUAUUGAAAAAAUUAAAACAAAAACGAUGCUCAAUCUGCAAAAUACAAAAAUUAAUCAGAAAAAUAAAAUAAGUAAAUAAUAAAAAAAAAUUGAAUAUUUUCAAAUUUUUUUUGUAUCAUUUAAAAAAAAAAAAAAAUCUAUCAAUAAAGGAAAAAAAUCAUCAGCAAAUGAAAAUAGAAUUCAAAAAAUUAUAUUUUCAAAAUCUGAAUUUUUCCUGGAACUCUGAAUAUUCAUUGACGGACAGAAAACUGACAGACACGCACACAUAAAAAAAAAAAAAAAAAAAACACAGAACCUUUUUUAAAAACAAAAAAAAAAUCCACGCGCGCAGUAAAACACCAACAGAAGACAAAUCGAUCUCUGUAAAGAAUAAAAAAAAAAAACAGCUGCAGAGGAAACAAACGUACCUACAUUCUUACAUAAACCCGUCAUCACAUUGUUGAUAUAAAUUGCGAUCCAUGAUUAUUACUAUUUACGAUAUAAUUAUUAUCUUGCAUUGUCUAGUCAUAUGUUAUUAUUGUAUAACUAAUAUUAAUUAUUAAUUAACCUGUACUACCUAGUCGCAUUAUGUGUUGCAUACAACUAUGAAAAAUUCCAAACGCAAAAAAAAAAAAAAUACGAGAGAUAGUGCGAGAGAGAGAGAGCGAGAGAGAGAGAGAGAGAGAGAGAGAAAGUAAAGGAACAUUUUUGUAAUAACAACAAGCAAAGUGAAUUUUCGUUCCAGGAGAGAAAGUGAGAAAAAAAGAGCAGAGAGCGAAAGACAGCGCGUAAAACUCCUUCUCUGCAGAGGUAAAACGCCCAUGUUAGUCGAUUAAAAAAAAAAAAUAAAUUUCAAAUUUUAUUUGAAAAAUCGUAAACGAAUUUCCAAUUUUUCAAAUUAAAUUUCAAAUUAAAAAAGAAAAAAGGUAUUAUGUAAGAAAGAGGAAAAGAAUUUCCCAUUUUUAAGGCUCAAUUUCCAAAAAACAUGAUCGUCAAAAAAUUAAUUAUUCGAAGAGUCAAUAAUUAGAAUCAUUCCAAAUAAGUUAAUCAGAAUUAAUUAUAUUAUUAAUUAAAAAAAGAGAAAAAAAAAGACAAUCGACUGCAAAUGGGCGUGCUACACCUGUUGGAGCACCGUAGUUAAAUAUUGUCACACUAAGCACGCGCGCAUUGCAAAAAAAGUAGAGUGAAUAAAAAAAAAAAAAAAACGUCAAGCAAUGUGCUCGUGCUGAGGGAUUAAUAAAAAUAAAAAAAAAAUAAAAAAAAAAAAAAAACGAGUAUUAAAUAUAUGCGGGGGUCGUGGAGAGGAGGGAUCCUUCCUUUUGGUCGUCAGAGACAAUUUCUUCGCCCAUAAUAUCCCCGCUGGAUAAAAAAAAAUAUAUAUAUAUAUAUAUAUAUAUACGAGUACAAUCGUUGGGUUCGAUCUCUUAUUAUUAAAAUAAUAAUACUGUUUUUUCUUGAGUCUGUAAAAUUCUUAAAUGCAUUCCAGCGUUUUAAAGGAGCCAGUCUCCUUGCUCGUGCGCCGUCUCUCCUUCCUGUAACAUUUAUUGUGUUUAACAACAAGAAAAAAAGAACCUUCCUUCAUUCCCUCCCUCCCUCCCUCCCGAGGAGAGCUCGCGGGCCCUAUAUUGCAAUAUUUGUACUUUUCCAUGUUGAAACCUCGAUAUACAAUAAAUUAUAUUAAUAAACUUUA